ACAUCCCUUUACUACAUCCAAAUCAUUUACAAGUCCAAUCGUAAGGUUAAACCUGCGGUGCUUUCCACGACUAUUACUGUAUCCUCCGCUUCUUGCUCUGUAUUACUUGUCUCCCUGCGUUGCUCCUUUCUUGUACCAUAUUUGUAGCACCUGUUCUUCCGUAAAGCUGCAUCUGCCUGCUUACGAUUGACUUGACUUUCAAUCCUUCCAUCUGGAUCUCGAACCACUCCUAGACAACUUGGAACAUACCCUGAUCGCCAUGGGCCUCUUCUCGAGGUCGGCGCAAGCUCCGACCCCUGAAACCUCCCCUGAGGCACGAGCAGCUCCGCCUGCUGUCCCUCGUACGCCUUCCGAACAUGAACCUCCUACACGGCUUCCAUGGUCAGAACCCCGGAAACCACUCGUCAUGUUCUUCGCUGGCGCUGCGUUUCUACUGCUCUCGACGACUUUGACAAAGAAGGCCAUUAUGCGACGGUGGACGGCAUCGAAACCGAAGUACUACCAGCCAAACAUGCAGCCAAACAAAGUGAAGGGAAUCAUAGAAGCUGUGGAAGCAUUACAAAUAGCAACCCUAAAUGUCAUGAGUGGAGCUAUCAUGUUUACCGGAGGCGCACUUUGGGCACUGCAGAUUUCAAAUAAAGAGAUAUUACGAGCGCGGUUAGGUGUAUUCAAAGCCAGUGUGGGACUGGACACAUCUGGUGGACAAAGCAAUGAGAAUGAGAGCUAAAGAGAAGAAUAGAUGUGCUAUUUAGCUGACGUUCUUCCAAAAUUGUUCAACUCAUGAUACCCGAUUUAGAACUCAAUGUACCCUCGCAAGUUGCGACGGCAUGGGGACUAGAUGCUAC
Molecule: messenger RNA, 845 nt
Organism: Pseudovirgaria hyperparasitica
Lineage: Eukaryota; Fungi; Ascomycota; Dothideomycetes; Acrospermales; Acrospermaceae
Exons: 1
Coding region: 260-727 (155 amino acids)
Cellular component (GO): mitochondrion
Source: RefSeq, a predicted model, not a curated record